Miscanthus lutarioriparius is the source of this 1374-nucleotide messenger RNA. The record is from the annotation of a GenBank genome assembly. Lineage: Eukaryota; Viridiplantae; Streptophyta; Magnoliopsida; Poales; Poaceae.
AUGGAAGCGUACGCGGCAAUGCCGUCGCCACAGACGAAAGCCAUGGGCGUGGUGGACAGGCUCAGCUACGAGAUAUUCUCCCUGCUCGAGAGCAAGUUCCUCUUCGGCGGCGGCGGCGGCGCCGGGUGCCUGUCCUCCUCCGGGCCCGGCACGCCGGCCAGAGCGUUUCUUGACGGUGGGCGCGUGCGGGUGCUGUCCAUCGACGGCUGCGGCGGCGCGGGCGCCGAGGACGCGCUCCUGGCGGCCGCGGCGCUCGCGAGGCUCGAGGCCGGGCUGCGGGAGCAGGCCGGGGACCCCGACGCGCGCGUCGCCGACUUCUUCGACGUGGUUGCGGGCGCCGGCGCGGGGGCCGUGCUGGCCGCGAUGCUGUUCCUGAGGGGCGCCGACGGGCGGCCGCGGUACACGGCGCAGGAGGCGCUCGCGUUCGUCGCCAGCAGCGUCGGGAGGAAGGAGAAGAACUGGGGCGGCCGGCGCGGGCGGUGGGCGAAGCUCUUCCGCGGCUGUCGGCGGGGCGGGGACCGCAUGCUCCGCCGCGUGUUCGGCGACGCCACGCUCAGGGACACCGUGGCGCCGCUCCUCGUGCCUUGCUACGACCUCGCCACGGGCGCGCCCUUCGUGUUCUCGCGCGCCGACGCCGUCGAGAGCGACAGCCUCGACUUCCGCCUCCGCGACGUCUGCGCCGCGACCGGCGCCGACCGUGGCGCGCUCGCCGACGUGAGGUCCGUCGACGGCCUCACGGCCAUCGCCGCGGCGUGCGCGGGCGUGGCGGCCAUGGGCAACCCGGCAGCCGCCGCCGUUACGCACGUGCUGCACAACAAGCUGGAGUUCCCGCUCGCCACCAGCGUCGAGGACAUCCUCGUCUUCUCCAUCGGCACCGGCUCGUCCACCACCGUCUCUAGCGGGCCGAAGCCGAACACGCCAGUGCCGCCCACACGCGCACCGUCACCGCGGGAGCUGGCACGCGUCACCGACGAGGGUGUGGCGGACAUGGUGGACGAAUCAGUGGCCAUGGCGUUCGGGGACGCGUGUGGAAGCAACUAUGUCCGUAUCCAGGCCGGCAGAAAAUCGGCGCCUCUCCGCGCGGAGACGGCGGUCGCUACCGCAGAGGCGAUGCUGGCGCAGCGGAACGUGGAAUCGGUGCUAUUCCGCGGGCGGAGGCUGUCGGAGCGGACGAACGCCGAGAAAGUGGACACGCUGGUGACGGAGCUGGUCAAGGAGCAGGAGCGGCGGAGGAGCAGCCCGUUCCCUAACGUGGCCAUCAAGCAGGUUGCUACGCCGCGGCUGUCGUCGGCGACCACCGCAUCAUCGGGCACCACGACGGCGCGGACAACGUCGUCGAUGCCCUCGCCGGCGUCGUGGGAUUCUCGCCGAUAG